Messenger RNA from Naegleria lovaniensis, 2058 nucleotides. RefSeq lists its product as uncharacterized. The record is from RefSeq and is a predicted model, not a curated record. The transcript is spliced from 3 exons. Gene Ontology annotation, molecular function: DNA ligase (ATP) activity; ATP binding. The coding region runs from base 1 to 2058 and encodes 685 amino acids. Gene Ontology annotation, biological process: DNA biosynthetic process; lagging strand elongation; DNA repair. NCBI's taxonomy places the organism in Eukaryota, Heterolobosea, Eutetramitea, Acrasida, Naegleriidae.
AUGAAUUCUCUUCGUUCCGCUUCAAUCAGAGCUUUACACUUGAGAAAAUCGUGUUUGAUCGGGUAUUGCACAAGAGGCAUGGCUUUCAACACAGAUCUCUCAAUCAAUCAUCACACUAGCUCUUCAACAAUGAAAAUCAAAUUCUUUCCGAUCAUAACCUGUACGAACCGAAGAGCUUUCUGUAAAAACUUCUCACUUCACAAUAACAACACUGUUGAAGACAGCCAAGCUAAAAAUGGCGAAGAGGUAGAAACAAACAGUGACUAUUUUGCUUGCUUGGCGUCCGUUGUGGAUUCAUGUGAAAAAUCAGAAAAUCAGGACGCUUUGUUUUCUUUAUUGAAAGAGCUGCUAGACAAGAAGGAUAUGGAAUCUUUGAAAAUGGUGUAUUUCAUGCUUAUGAAAGAGAACUUAGUUAAACAAUCUAUGUCAUUUACACUUACUUCUGAAACAUUAUUCGGUCUCAUUUACGAGACAAAUCAGUGUAAAAAAUUUGGAGAGACGAUACAUCAAACAAGUGAGGUAUUUGAUUAUCUAAAAAGGCUCUCAAAUACCGAUAACAAGUUGAAGAAGUCAGUAACAAAACAAAAGAUAGAUAUUGCUCUAGAGCUGCUAAAACAAAUUAGGAAGUAUAAGGAGCUGAAAUUGGUUAUCAAAAUAUUAUCUAAAGAGUUACCAACGAUAACAGGACUUAAGAGAGCUGAGUGGUUGACAAUUUUAGCAAAGGCUAUCGAGAAGUCAAAGCUUAACUCUAAUGUAAAAUUAACCUACUCUCAAAUUUUUUCAUACAUUGAUACCUAUACCAAAACAAAAGACCCAAGUACGAUUUAUGAUUUUCUAUGCACCCGAGGAUCUCUUUCUUCCCUAUCUAAUGGAACAUCUCCUUUAGGCAUUGGCUCCAUAGUAUCACCAAUGUUAGCAAAACCUAUGAAGCAAAUAGAUGCAGAUUUUUUGACAAAGUUAAAGAACGAAGGAGAAUCUCAAAUAAUUUGUGAACGCAAAUACGAUGGAGAGCGCUUGUUGUUGCAUUUUGAUGCAUCAACAAAUCAAGUUUUGAGUUUCUCUAGAAAUAGAAAAGCAACAGAUUUACUAAAACAUUACCCAGUUGAAAAAGAGUCGUUGAUGCAAUCCAUACUAUCACAGAAUAACAAAAGAAGCUUCAUUCUGGACUGUGAAUAUAUUAUUUGUGACAAAGAUUCUGGAAAAGUGGCCAGCUUCCAAGAAUUUCAAAAUAGAGCCAAGUUAGCAUCAUCAAUGAACCCUUUGAUUCGAGCAUUUGAUAUCCUUUUUCUGGAUGAUCAAUCUCUAACCAACUCUCCCUUACAGCACAGAAGAAAUAUUCUGGAAGAUAUUGUAUCAAACAUUGACAAUUCAGUUCUUAAAAUGUCUGAGGCAAAAGUAUUUGAUAUUCAUUCUACGGAUUUGGAAAAGAUUGUGGAUGAUAUUUAUGACACAAUGAAUGAAUCUCUAGCUUCCAACUGCGAAGGGCUCAUCAUCAAAUGCCUCUCUUCAAGUUAUGAAUUUGGUAAGAGAGGAUGGUACAAAUUGAAAAAGGAGUACAUUAAGGAAGGUCUUUACGAUACAAUGGAUCUAAUUGUUCUUGGAGCAAAGAAAGGAAACGGUAAAAGGUCAGGCGUGUUUGGAUCCUUCUUGAUGGGAGCUAUCGACACAAAAACUGGUAAAAUUUGUACUGUUUGCUUUGUUGGAUCAGGAUUAUCCAACAAGUUGCUUGAACUGUUGACAAACGAAUCCCUCAAACAUUACAUUCCAACUCCUCUAAUCUCUGAUGAACGGGACCUCGAAAGCAAAUACGGUGUAGUUGUUCCUAAAAGUGCAUUCAAAUCUAUUGACUGCUGGUUCGUACCGCAACUUGUAUGUGAAGUGUCUGGUGCAGACAUUACCAAGUCCAACGCCACAAGCUCUGGCUUGGGCAUACGUUUUCCUGUGUUCGUAAAAACACGAGAGGAUAAGACACCUGAAAUGGCCACCACACUUGAAGACCUCCAGGAAAUGCGCAAAGCCCAACAAUCAAAAAUACUUCCCAGUAUCGAUGAACCAUAA